This is a messenger RNA of Peniophora sp. CBMAI 1063, 969 nucleotides long. NCBI's taxonomy places the organism in Eukaryota, Fungi, Basidiomycota, Agaricomycetes, Russulales, Peniophoraceae. The record is from the annotation of a GenBank genome assembly.
AUGGCGCCGGUGCAUAUUCAAAUCUCCGAUCGCAAUCCACUUUCGGAUUAUACCAGGGCUGUCUCUCUGCUCUUGCAGCUGCAGGGCAAGGGCGAGGCCAAUCUAAACUCUAUCAUUAGCGUUCUGCAAAAAUUCUCCCCUCUUCCAGAUGGCCAGGUGCUUCGACCUCGUGCACCCGACUUUCCUCAACGCGACGUGUUGGAGAGAGACGUUCGGACGGCCAUCGAACUCAUGGACGCUAAGACCACGGACUGGAAGACUGCCGCAAGAACGUUCCCGGUCAUUAUAACGCUUUAUGAGCUGUAUAGCACGCGCGUGGACGCCAUUUCGGCCUACAAUAUGAGAGCCCCGCCCAUUCCAGGCGCGCAUUACCCCCCUGCUCCUAUCGCUGGCAAUGUGCCGGACGAGGACGUAUAUCGUGCAAGUGAUCGCCUGAGGCUACUUCGCCCGAUCGACGACAUCAUUGGGUUUUAUUACGGUGCAUUACGCAACGGCACUCUGCAGGACCCGCUCCUCACAUACGUAGUCAACUUUGUCUACCAGAUUGUCUCGCACUACGGUCCUGAACGAGAGCUCAGUCUGCAGACGACGUCGGACUUUUUCUUGGGUCUGCGCCGCGAAGCGUCCGGCAGCAUCUACGCCUUCGUCUUGCUGUCCACGGGGUACGACUUUCCGCCAGACGUCAUCAGCCCUGCCGACGUCUUGGGUUGGGCAGAGAGCAGCGUCGCUGGGCUCGUGGGAUCAGUUCAACAAGGGCAUUUCGUAGAACAGUUGUUCUCUGGGCAGAAAUUCAACCGUCAGACGUACGCUGCGCUAAACCCGCUAACGCGCCAUGCCCUCCGAUGCCCGUACGACAUCUGGCCGGCGCUCACCGGGUGCUGCAUCGCGUGUGGCCGGACUGCGGCUCGGUUCUCUUGCACUCGUUGCAGACGUAUCCUCUACUGCGGUCGGGACUGUCAGCUUGCGUGA